Molecule: messenger RNA, 2484 nt
Organism: Pseudo-nitzschia multistriata
Lineage: Eukaryota; Bacillariophyta; Bacillariophyceae; Bacillariales; Bacillariaceae
Source: the annotation of a GenBank genome assembly
UAGCGGAAGAUUCCACGGGAGAAUCGAUGCGCCUAUUUUCUAUGUUCGUUCAUGCCAGUAGCUGAGAGCAGGCGAGUCGCAUCGAUCGGUUUGGAACCGAGACUGAAAAAAUAUGGAGAACAUGGCAACAACUACAACCCUCGAUUCGAAACCAGCGACCCAAAGCCCUGAUGUUCCGACCCAAAUCACCGCAUCGAUUAGGGAUUCACUCUCUUCUACAAUGGAUGGAUGGUUCCACACCGCCUCCGAUGAAGAAUGUGAGGUCAUGACGGCGAAACUAUUGGACUACCGCUUCGAGGGAGAAGAUUUUCGCACAGAGUGGUGGGGUCACGCAGAGGCUCUGGGCUUUGUAAGGGUUGAUUAUUACCACUAUCGAUUGCCACCGAGCCUGGGACGAUUUUACAAUGGUGAGGAAGAAGAAGAAACCGAUGUCCAUACGGCGCAAUCCUUGUGCAGGAAUCUCAACACGCUCGCGAUUCCCCACGGCAAGAGUCCUCUGGAUCGGAUCGGUGAAUCGGACCGCAAGUGCGGCCGAACCAUCCUCGAGAGGGCCGUACUGAAAAAUCGCCUGCGAAACACCGCUUUUGACAAGCAAGGCAUUUUGGAUCAAUGGGCUACCCUCCGAGAGGAAUUAGUGUUUCGGAAAUUUCACGCGGCUGUCACGAAAGAUUGCAAGAGCAAUGAGCUCGAAGACCACACCAGACAGCAGAACGGAGGCAAGAGGGGAAGGGUUCGUAAAGCAUCGCUGCCGCCAGGGCGCGCUGCUUCCGGAGAGAAACGAAAGUUAUGGUCGUCAUCUGACGCUGGUGCAGAAUUGUUUUUUCGCAAAGGGAAGCGAACGAAAGCGACCAAGUCUUCGGGGAAGGUUUCCGGGGGGGGAAACGAUGACAAUCAAAACACCGAAUCAGAGGAAGUGAUCGACUACCCGACCACUGUACAAUCUUACAGCGAUUGUGCCCGAGAUCACCGAUUGGCUGAGGCUGCAUCUGUUCGAGAGUCUAAUAUUGCUGAUUCCUUGUUUGACAAUUGGAAAUUUCUCAUUUCUACAAAUCACUCGUUGCUCUUGUACGGUACCGGGUCCAAGAAGAAUCUCUUGGAACGAUUUGCAAACGACGAUCUCGACGGAGACGUCAUAGAAAUAAACGGCUUCGAUCCCAGCCUGACGGUCGAUGGUUUGCUUCGGCUGCUCAUCGAUCACUGGCUUGGGGGCGAGGAACCCACCAUUCGAAAAAACGAUUUCUACCACGUGCACCACGAGACCAGCUGCGAAACCGACAAGAGCACUGCUGCGGCGCGCCGAAUGCCCUUUUUCCCCCGGCGGGGGGAUUUUCGCCUGCUGCAAACGGCCCGCGCAGUGGCCAAGAGGAUUGCGGAAGAAGUGACCAAGACGGCGCGGCCCGUCACCCUCAUCGUUCACAGCAUGGACGCGGGAGGACUUGGCAGUGGCCUCGCACAGGAAGCACUGUCCGUGCUGGUAUCCCAGAGCCGGACCGGGUGCGGCCUCAACGCCGUGCGGUUGGUAGCGAGCAUCGAUCACGUUCGCGGACAAAUCGUGGUCGAGUCGCUGUCUCGCCACGGUCUGCACUGGUUGCAGAUGGAGGUUCACACGCAUCGCCCCUACGUGGACGAGGUGGUGCCGGAGCUCGCACUCUCGGAACGACAGUCGUCGGCGAAAAAGAGGGCCAGGGUGGCAUCGAGCGCAAGGAGCGACAGAGAUCUCCAACACGAGGGAAUGAGCGAAGACGAAUACCUAGCCUUGGAGCACGAAUCUAUAUUCUCCGUGCUAAAAUCGCUUUCGUCCACUCAUUCCGAGUCGCUCCGACAACUGGCCUGGCUCCAUCUGGAAUCGGAGCAAGAGUGGAUAAGCUACACCGAUCUGCUGAAGCGAUGCCGAUCGGAACGCAUCGUGCAGGCCGAUCAACAACUGAGGCUCUACMUUGGUGAGCUACUAGACCACAGCAUUCUAGAACGCAGCAAAAAUAAUGUGACCACAUCCUAUCGGAUCCCAUAUCCGGAAGAAAUCUUGUCCAUGAUCUGGAAUUUCAAACGAGAUUCAUAACAAUCCAAAAGCAAAUGACAGCUUCAAGCCAUGCAGAGAACUAUCUAAUUUUUGUGUGCAACUUGGCACACAUCUGAUUGGGGUUGGAAAGUGCCUGUUCGGAGAACACAUCAUCUAUAUACAAUAUGACUAUUGAAACCACAUGCUGCCUCCCCCCCCCUUUUGUUCUUUUGACGCAUCUGCUUUUGGGGCAUAGUUGUCCGAUAUCUUUCUGUAGGUUACUGGUGAUUCAGCUGCUUUGUCCACUACUACUACUAUCAGUAAGCGCGGUUCACUUAGUGAUAUACUCUGGAAUCAGCAAGCAUCAUCGUCUGAUGCUUUCUUGAUUGAGCUAAGUCAAAUAAAAAUGGGUUCGAUCGAACGUUGUUAGUCGUACCAUAUGGUUCAGAGGUACGGUAUAUAUGGUAUAAAGUUCAAGAAAUGAU